AUGCAAAUCACAGCAGUGCACAAGUACCUGUGCCUUGUGAUCUGGGUUCUACAAAUACAUUUUUUAGGAGCCCAAAUUGUCCAGAGAGUAACCCCAAAACUUGGUAGUACGAAUGGAGCAACACGGCUGACCAUUGAGGGAAAUGGUUUUGCUCAGCAGAGUCAGUUCAGUUUUGAUUCCAGCAACCCAGACAUCGGCAACACUGUGACUUUGGUGUCCACCACCAGAUCAUUUCCAUGUGAUGUAGAGAAAGAUGCCACACUUUCUACCAAAAUCACAUGCUAUACUAGAUCAAUGCCACAAGAUGACUACAUGCUUGUUGUCAAAGUGGAUGGUGUUCCUAUUCCUACUAAGGGAAUGUGCAAUGGAAACCCAUGGAAUUAUUGGUGUAUGUUUUAUACUCGUUGGUACAGAACACCUUCUAUCCAAUACAUCACCCCACUAACUGGUCUUCCAGGUUCUGUAGUUACUUUGCGUGGGAGAAUUUUUACUGAUGUCUACGGCAGCAACACAGCAACAAGCUCCAAUGGGCAGAAUGUAAGAUUUCUAAGAGCAUAUAUGGGUGGAAUGCCAUGUAAUCUUUUGAGACCUAACUCAGACACGCUGUAUGGCUUGACUUUGGAUUCUAACACCAGUGACUGGGGAUACAUGAGCUGUAAAGUAACUGGAACAUAUGUGGGACAUCACAACCUCAGUUACAUUCUUGAUAGUGAAUAUGGAAGGAGCUUGCCAGACUUUGGGGUCUACCAUGUGUCAGCAUUGAAUAAACUUUCAAUGUUUCAAACAUAUGCAGAGGUUACUGGAGUGUACCCUUCCACGGGUAGUAUGCUGGGAGGCACUUUGCUCACAAUUCAGGGGAACUAUUUUGAUCAGACAGACAGUCCGGUGAUGGUUUUAGUGGGAGGUUCGGAGUGCAGUGUACAGAAUGUAACGGAUGAGACAAUAGUCUGUGCAACACCAAAGUAUGAAUGGAAUAACAUGACAGUGUUUCCAGGUGGCAGGGGGUUAAAAAUGGAGAUGUGGAAUAAAAGUAUACCCCAGCGUUUAGAAGACGUUCUUUACUAUAACUCUAGUCGUCCAGGAUACUCGGUCCAGUGGGUGGACUCUUUGUCCUAUGUCUGGCCCUUAGAAUUGGACUAUUUUGUGGCUCGAUUCAGUGGCUUUUUUGUUCCCAUGGAGACUGACAACUACUAUUUUAUAGUUAAAGCAGAUGACCGAGCUCAGCUGUAUUUCAGUAAAACUGGCAAGCCAGAAGAUAAGGUCCUGAUCGCAUAUAAUGCACAGUGGGCCACUGAUUUCUUCCGUAGUCCAACUCAGAGAUCUGCGGUCAUGAGGCUGGAGAGCGGAAAGCCAUAUUACAUUGAGGUCCUGUGUCAAGAGUAUGGAGGUGUUGCCUCUGUUGAUGUGGGAUUUUACAAAGAGACAAGCCCUUUUACUCCUCAGCAGACAAUAGAUGCUGUUAAUGAGAUACAAGUUAUAAAUGCCAGUUACAAUGUGCUAAAUGAGAUUCAGAUGAUUGCUUUUAAGGGCUGGAGUGUGGUUACGCCAGUCCAGGAGGUGCAAAUACUGUCUAUAAGCAGUGGCUGCUUUUCUUUGAACACCUGUGACUUUACCUACUAUAGUCUGGCCUACAGAGAGGACAGAACAGGGCCAAUCCCUGUCAGUGCACCUGCUCAGGUGUUACAGGAUGAACUGAAUGCUCUUUGGUCCAUUAAACCAGACACAGUAAUUGUCACAAAGCAGCAGCUGGACAAACAGUCACAAUACACCAUCACGUUCAAUUCUAGCAGAGGUGACUUUCAGGACCUUCAAUACUGGACAAAUGAAGUAGAUGUAAAUAUUACCAUUAUAGAGAACACUAAAGGAAAAGCAGAUUUAAAAAACUUCACUUUGAUGUGGGGAGGAAUCUCGUCCAGCCCUUUGUCAUACAAUGCAUCUGAGACUGAGGUGACUGCUGCACUGGUGGCCAUGACGUCUGCUGAUUGUCCCAGCGAGCUGUUAAAUGUGGAAAAUUCAGCUGUUAAAUAUUUUAGAGACUAUGAAACAAAUAUAACAGGGUUUACUGGUGAUGUAAGUAUGCGAGGGACAAGGGUGUCUGACACUGAGGCCUUCUGUGGAUCCUGGUCUCUGAUGAACCCAACUGUUCUGUUUAAAUCGGAUGAUGUGUCUGUGUCUGGAGCAACGUAUGGGCCUGUGUCACUUCAGAAAUAUCCUACACUUUGCUUUGCAUACAAAGGUUACCCAAAGAAAGGACUGGAAUUGGUGUUUACAUACUUAAAGAGUUUAGGAGUUGUCCAAGUUACUACUGUAAUUCCAGUAUUGUUCGAACAGGGGGAUGUAUGGAAAUAUAUGUGUGUGGAGCUUUUAUCCAGUCUGCAAAUAAACUACCCUGGAAGUAACUAUCAACUUCUUGAAGUACAUCUAUAUAAAGACGCAGCAGAUUACUAUAUAGACACAAUUCAGCUUGGGAAAACAGCCACCGUGAGUGGCACAAAUGCUGUUAUUAUGAAGAGAAGACCUCCUGCUCUAUCCGAUUCUGGUCGAUUUCUUAAGAGGUUCUCAGUGCAGAAGCUGAUUAAUUCAUCUGAUGUCAGCUACAAGAUUACUGCCUCUCCUUAUAAUUGUGCCUUUGACUUUCCACUGCUACAGAUUGGCUUCCUGCAGGAAAUAUAUACUAGUAAGGACAUGCUAGUGCUGGCCCAGGACACUGCCACUGCCACUGUGACACGUUUGCAAAGAGCCAGUCCACCACUGAGUGGAACCUUCAGUGUGGAAAUCUUUGGCCAGAUAGUGAAAGAUCUGCCUGUGAGCAUCAGUGCAGAUGACCUGAAAUAUGCUCUGCAAGGCAUUCCAGAUCUGGGCCUUCUGAGUGUUAAUAGUACAGCAGACUGUAAAGGAUACCUCUGGGAAAUUCAAUGGCUUACAUUACCAGGAAAUCAACCUCUACUGCAGAUCGAUGACUCUGGUGUAGUAGGUGUUAACGCUUCUGUGAAAGCACAGGUUAAGCAACAAGGAGGCCUUUUGAAGCAAAGCAUCAUGGGAGAUUUCCUGCGUGUGCCUACAAAUAAAACGCAGGUACAAGUUUUUAUCAAUGGCAUCCCAUCAAUGUGUUCAGGUGAUUGUGGGUUUACAUGGACUCAAUCUGAGACCCCAAUUGUAACAAACAUCGAUCCAGUGCAAGGAGCUAGUGCUUCAGGAACUGUUCUUACCAUCCAAGGAUUAGGAUUUGCUAAAAAUGCUACAGUACAGAUCGGAAAUACCCAAUGCUUAGUUCUUCAAGUUACAAAUACAUCAGUGACAUGUAGUGUAGGCCCUCAAAGUGCUGGAUUAUACCCAGUCACUGUGAAUUUUCCUACAUUGGGUAAUGCUGGUUAUAUUGGUGGCAACAUCUUCAACUUCACCUACCAAAUGGGGGUGACCUCCAUAGCACCCACUGCAGGGAGUGUUACUGGGGGCACAAUUCUGACUAUUUAUGGAUAUGGAUUCAGCCAGGACACUACAGCUGCUAUUGGGGGUGUAAAGUGUGUCAUAAUUGAUGUGAAUCUCUCCCAGCUCUUAUGCAGGGUUCCAGCUGGAUCAGCAGAAACAAAAGCAGUGACUCUGACAAUGGGAAAUAUUCAGGUCACAUCUCCAUACUCUUUCACAUAUGACACCAACCUGAUGGCUACAAUUACUGGACUGAGCCCACAAACAACAACGGUGUUUGGGAACAGGGUUCUUACCAUCAUUGGUUCAAACUUUGGUGACCAGAUCCAAGGCUGCUCAAUCCUCGUUGGUGGUGUAGUGUGUGAGUUGCAGCAAUGGUCCAGUACUAUAAUUACCUGCCUGUUACCCACACUUCCCCCUGGGCUGUAUGAUAUCAACAUUAUAGUGGGGAACCAGGGCUAUCCUCUAAUCAGUUCUGGUGUGAACACCACCAUAGAGUACAUCUUACGUGUUACAAGCAUCUCUCCACAGUACGGCUCUCUGUACGGAGGAACCACAGUAACCAUUACAGGUUCUGGAUUCAGCCCUGUUCUCAAAGACAAUGAAGUUACACUAGGUGACACACUCUGUAGUGUGACUGCUGCUUCAAAUAAUCAGCUGCAGUGUGUGACCCAAACAAAGAAGCAAACAUAUACCAUCACAAACCAAGGCAUUAACCCAAUCUAUGGUCAGGGUUAUUCAUGGAGCCCAGCUACAGUGAUAGUAUCUGUUGGGGAUACAGUUGUCUGGAGUUGGCAGGCUCCAGCCUUUGUUCAAAGCCUGGGCUACAGAGUGUUCAGCGUCGACAGUCCCAGCAGCACCCAGUUUGAUGGAGUGACCUUCAACAGUGGAAAUUCCAAAACAGCCACUGGAUUCUUCAGUUAUUGUUUUACAGCUCCUGGGGUGUAUUAUUACAGCAGUGGCUAUAUCGACUCAGCAAACCAGAAUAGCAUGCAAGGAGCAGUGAUUGUCAGGCCCCUAGAGGAGAAAAAUACUGAGCCAAACAUUACCGUAGCAGGGUUUCAGGCUGUAUGGUAUCAAGGUUCAACACGUCAGAGCAGGUCAGCGCUUGACUGUGUGGCCUAUCCUGAAUGCUCUGACGCUAAUGCAACCUUCAACAGCCAGUCCUUCAGCUUCUCCAGCUGUUCCAGCCCAACUGUCAAUUAUAUCUCACCUGAUCAUGGCACUUAUCAUGACCCCAUCAUCAUCUAUGGGUCUGGCUUUAGCAAUAUCACCUGUGCCAAUAAGGUAAUGAUUGGAAACACUUCAUGUCAAGUUAUCAACAGCACAUCCACCAGCAUUCAGUGCCUCCUCAGCCCUGACACCGGUGCACCCGUGGGCAUCCUUUUGCCUGUCCAAGUCUACAUCAACAAUCUGGGCACUGCCCUGCUCACAAUGCCAAGUGAAUCUGCUCGACGUUUUGCAGUUAUGCCUGUGUUGGACUCAGUCUCACCAUCAGUGGGCAGCACAACUGGUUAUACACGCCUCCUUCUCUCUGGCUCUGGUCUCACUGCAGGCACAGUCAUAGUGGCUGGGUAUCCAUGUAUCACAGUCUUCAGCAAUUACACUCACAUCAUAUGUGACACAUCUCCAUCCCCACCUCAAACAGGAAAUGUUGCUGUUCAAGUUGGUGGAAUCUCUUCUCUCUGCAGCACUGACUGUUCAUUUAUUUAUUCCACCUCCCUGGUUCCAACAGUUUCUUCAAUUUCCCCAAGCUCUGUUAGUGGAAAUCAAACAACUGUCUUGGUAUCUGGAAGUGGCUUUGGCAGCAAUCUUAAAGAUCUCAUGGUGUAUGCAGACAAUUUUAUUUUGGAGGUUAGCAAUGUAACCGACAGUAACCUCACACUGCUGGUCGGCCCUCUGCCCGCAGGACCUCACACCCUGAGGGUGGUUGUCAUGAGUAAAGGGCUAGCAUCUGGAAAUGUCAAACUUACCAGCCUGGCACUGGCCAGCCUACAGCCCAGCUCAGGCAGUCUAGCAGGAGGAACACUGCUAACAAUCACAGGCAAUGGAUUUGUAACAGGAAAUACAAGCGUCAUGCUGGGGUCAUACCCAUGCACCAUAGUGACUCUAACUCCUGCCAUGGUCACUUGUUUGACCCAUUCCUUUAAAGAAACACAGGUGCAAGUCAAUAUUAAGGUGUUUGGAGUAAAUUACCCACCACUAAGCUUUAACUAUACUCAGAGUCAAACUCCAAAUAUCACCACUGUUAGCCCUACAACAGGUCCCAGUGGAACAACAAUCACAGUCUCAGGUUCUGGUUUUGGCUUGGACAUUGGUCUGGUUUCUGUGCUAAUAGCUGGUGCGGCAUGUAAUAUAUCAUCAAUUACGGACACAACCAUACAGUGCACUGUGGGUGAACAUGCAGGAGGAACGUUUCCAGUCACACUGUAUCAUCAGGUUAAAGGUUAUGCUCUGACUCAGGCUAACUUCACCUACGAGCUGCAACUGAUGCAAAUUGUGCCAAAUGAAGGAAGCUAUGGUGGAGGUGCAUUAGUAGAAGUCCAAGGCUCUGGGUUUGACCCUAACUCCUCUAAAGUUCUCAUCUGUAAUACAGAAUGCGGUGUCAACCGAAAUUCAUCAAGUUCUACAAAUUUGUACUGCAAUGUUCCAGCCAACAAUGGAACUCAAGCGGAGCUGUCAUGCACAGUGAUAGUUCUGAAUAGCCAUGGCUCAGCCAGCAUUACAAAUGGCUUCACAUACAAAACCAGCCUGACACCUGUCAUUAUGGACGUGUCGCCUCGAAGAGGAGGAACAGCCGGAGGCACUUUGCUUACAGUCACUGGCUACGGUUUUAGUGGAGGAAAUGUUAACGUGACAAUCGCAGGGUCGGUAUGUGAUAUCAGGUCCACCACUGAAACACAGGUCAUCUGUGUGACCAAUGCCCAGCCCAUAUCCCAGCAGACCAAGGUCUUACUGAUGAUUGGAAACAGAGGAAACGCCAAGACGGAUAAUGCUGACUUCUUUUACAUUGAUGUGUGGUCAUCUCGGUACACAUGGGGAGGAGAGUCACCCCCUGAAGAGGGCACAUUUGCAGUGAUCACUAAAGGACAGACUAUACUCCUGGAUGUCAGCACACCAGUGUUGAAGAUGCUCCUCAUCCAAGGUGGAACGUUGAUCUUUGACGAAGCGGACAUUGAGCUGCAGGCAGAGAACAUUCUCAUCACAGAUGGUGGAGUUCUUCAGAUUGGAACAGAAGACAAACCAUUCCAGCACAAGGCCAUCAUCACACUGCAUGGCCACAUUCGAGCUCCAGAACUCCCGAUGUAUGGAGCUAAAACCCUGGGGAUCAGAGAGGGAGUGCUGGACUUACAUGGUAUCCCUAUCCCUAUCACCUGGACCCGCCUUGCCCAAACUGCUAACAGUGGUUCUAGUACUCUCAUUUUGAUGGAUGCAGUUACCUGGAAUGUCGGAGAUGAAAUUGUCAUUGCAUCAACAGGUGACAGGCUUAGCCAGGGACAGAAUGAAGUGAAAAAAAUUGCAUCUGUGUCACCUGAUGGCCUAACCUUAACUCUGACCGAUCCACUAAACUACAACCACCUUGGACUAAAUAUCACGUUACCUAAUGGCGCUGUGUUUGAGGCAAGGGCUGAAGUUGGCGUUCUAACAAGGAACAUAGUUGUUCGUGGAGCUAUUAACACAGAAUGGAGCGAUAAAAUCCAGGCAUGUCCAAAUGGGUUUGACCCAGGUGAGUUUGCCACCCAGACUUGUUUUCAAGGAAGAUUUGGGGAAGAAAUUGGAAGUGACCAGUUUGGUGGCUGCAUUAUGUUCCAUGCACCUCAGCCUGGGAAAAAUCUGGCUAUAGGAAGAAUUGAAUAUGUUGAGAUAUUCAAUGCUGGACAGGCAUAUCGUCUUGGUCGCUACCCCAUCCACUGGCAUCUGAUGGGAGACAUUAACUUUAAGUCUUACGUUCGUGGCUGUGCCAUCCACCAGACCUACAACCGUGCAGUUACCAUUCAUAACACACACAGAUUGCUGGUGGAGCAUAAUGUUAUUUACAAUAUCAUGGGAGGAGCCUUCUUUAUUGAGGAUGGCAUAGAGACUGGUAAUGUUUUGCAGUACAAUUUGGCUGUGUUCGUUCGUCAGAGCACCAGCCUAUUAAAUGAUGAUGUGACACCAGCUGGCUACUGGGUCACAAAUCCUAAUAAUACCAUCAGACACAAUGCAGCCACUGGAGGAACACACUUUGGCUUUUGGUACCGGAUGCAUGACCAUCCAGAUGGCCCGUCUUAUGACGGCAAUAUCUGUCAGAAGAUGGUGCGUUUGGGUGAGUUUUAUAACAAUACAGCCCACUCACAAGGCUGGUUUGGGCUGUGGAUAUUCCAGGACUUUUUCCCCACAAGGGAUGGAACAUGUAGCUCGACUAUACCACAGCCAGCUGUGUUCCGCAAAUUCACAUCUUGGAAUAACCAGAAAGGAGCAGAGUGGGUGAAUGUAGGAGCAGUGCAAUUCAAUGACUUUCUUAUGGUAAAUAAUGAGGUGGCAGGAGUGGAGACCAAGCGUAUCAUCCAGCAAUAUGUGAGUGGAUGGGGAGUAGACAAAGGUGCAGGAAUUCUGAAUAGCACCAUAGUGGGUCAUGUAGAUGAACUUGGCCUGGGUGAAAACUACUGUACCAGCCAUGGUAUUGUCCUGCCCCUAGACGAUGGCAUGAGUGUCGUCAAUACAACAUUUAUUAACUUUGACCGACCGAGUUGUGCUGUAAUUGGGGUGACCACUAUACAAGGAACCAGUGGCAACUUUUCUGGUGGCUGGACUGUCAAAUUCAGUGGAAUUAAUUAUUAUCAGUCACCCAACAAGGCUACCUUCAGAUGGGAACAUGAAAUCGUUCUGAUGGAUCUUGAUGGAUCACUGACAGGCAAUCCUAACUACAAGGUUGUGCCUAAGAGUAAUCUGCUUGACCCACUUCACUGUUCUGACAAUGCUUCAUGGAGCAUAGGCUUCCCUGGUACAGUGUGUGAUAACACCAUAAGCUUCCACCGACUGGGAAUUAAUUCUUCAUUACCCUCCUCACUUUUGUUCAAGGAUCUCAUACUCACCAAUACAUAUGGAUCAAGCAUUGUUCCUUUUGCUGAUAAAUUGAUUACCCAUCGUGCUGGUUGGAUGGCUCUGCUACCGUCUAACCAAAUGUACAACUGGUACUUUCGCAAUGCUUUGCAAAUUAGCAACAUCUCGUAUAGUGCAGUGUUCUAUGGAUUUCAGCCUCAAGAUUAUGUGAUUGUAAAUCACAAUCUGACUCAGAGUCCUGACUGGGUGUCUGUGGUGGACAACAGAAAUCGUUCAGCAAAUCCUCUAAAUUCUAGUGUGAAUAUAAAUGGAGACUGGUACAUGGACAAAUCAUCCAAUAACCUCUACUAUAUUGUGUCUGGCAAAACAAGUGCUUCUAAAAGAAGGCGAAGAAAUAGUGUGGAUAGAUCGACCACAGACUUUCCAGUAGCAUUCAAAGUUUACAAUUGCUUCUUCCUGAAUUGCGCACCACCAUCAGUCAAUGCCACUCUCCUGCCUAGCCGCCGACCUGCCAACUACAUUGCUUGGUCCAAUCAGUCAUUUUGGCAGUCAUCUUCAGAGAACAACUUCACAGUACCACAAGCAGGCGCCAAUGUUAUCAUUCCUGCAGGCAAAUGGGUUGUUUUAGACACCCCUAUUCCACCCUUAAACAACCUCACUGUAAUGGGAGCCUUGGAAAUUCCAGACAACAUGAACAAUACGUCUAACCGCACCAACAGCAGUCUUCCACAGAAUAGCAUUGUCCUCAAUGCUACCUACAUUUCUAUCCUGGGAGGGCACUUGAUUGCUGGAUGGCCUGACCAGCCAUUUAGUGGACAACUGCAAAUCAUUCUUAGGGGAAAUCAACACACACCUGAAUGGCCUCUACCUGACGGACAAAAUCAAGGAUCUAAAGUGCUGGGUGUGUUUGGCUCUCUUGAUCUCUAUGGGAUGCCACACAGAGUUUAUCACACAAAACUGGCCACUACUGCUUGGGCUGGUUCCAAUGCUCUCUCGCUUCAGGACCCUGUGGACUGGAAGGCAGGGGAUGAAAUCGUGUUGUCCACCACCAGUUAUGACCCAUGGCAGACAGAGACACGCACUAUAUUAGCGGUCUCCAACAAUGGCUUUACAUUGAUUUUGGAUCAGCCACUCAGUUACUCACACAUUGCGGAGAACUACACAGCGCCAGGAACAUCCAACAGCUACAGCCUGGCUGGUGAUGUAGGUCUGCUGAGCAGGAACAUUAAGAUCAUUGGGGGAGAUUACCCAGACCUUUACACAGAGUCAUUUGGAGCCAGAGUGUUAGUAGGAUCCUUCUCCGCUGGAGGAAUCGACUACAAAGGAAAGGCCCAGAUUAGGAAUGUGGAGUUUUUCCACACUGGUCAGGAUGGAUGGCCUGACAACACUGAUCCUCGUUACUCAGUGGCUUUCCUCAACCUGGGAAUGGUGGGCCAGAACGAUUCUUACCUUCAAGGGUGUGCAUUUCAUCAUGGCUUUUCUCCUGCUAUUGGAAUCUUUGGAACAGAUGGACUGAGUGUUGAUGACAAUGUCAUUCAUCACACUGUAGGAGAAGGUAUCAGGGUGUGGGGCAAUAACAUCACUGUCCGGAGGAAUUUGGUUAUGCUUACCCUCUGGCCAGGAUCAUACAAUGGAAGACAAGAGGCCGCAAAUACCAACUGGCCUGCAGCUAUUGAGGCUAACAUGGGAGCUAAUGUAGUUCUUCAGGGCAACAUUGUUGCUGGUUAUGAAAGAGUGGGAAUUAGAAUCAAUGGAGAACCAUGUCCAGGAUCUUUGAAUCCAGUGGCCUCAUGGCAGCAGAACGAGGCUCAUGGUGGACUGUUUGGAGUGUACAUGAAUAAAGAUGGACUCUCUGGCUGUUCGCAAAUUCAGGGAUUUACUGUUUGGAGGAGUUUUGAUUAUGGCAUUUACUUCCAGGUGUACAUGAGUAUCGUGGUUUCUAAUGUGACCCUUGUUGACAAUGGUAUGGGGAUUAUGCCAUUAAUUUAUGAGCCCCCAUCAGUCACUCAUGAAUAUUCAAACAAAACUGUCAAAGUAAAGAAUUCUUUAAUUGUUGGCAGUAGCCCCAACUUCAACUGCAGUGACACUCUGUCUACGAAGGAACCCAACCUUGCUCUGAGUGCAACACACAGGGCACCUCGACCUCUUAAUGGUGGCAGGUCUGGAAUAUCUUGGCCAACAUUUGAAUCUCAACACAAUAAUGCUCCAAUGAAACCGCAUGGUGGACUCAUGAGCUACAACACAAUUAGUGGAUUCUUGACUGUCACAAAUACCACAUUUGUUGGGUUUAGGAACGUGUGCUCUGGUGAAACAAAUUACAUGUUUAUGACUGAUCCAGGAAAUGAGGACCUGCAACACCCUAUCAGUGUUCAGGGGAUUGUUAAGAGUAACAGCACAGAGGAGGCUCAAGUCUUCAUUCAUCAUCCAGAUCUGGGCAAAGUUAACCCAUCUGACUGUGUGGAUAUGGACUGUGACGCUAAGAAGAAGAGCAUGAUAAAGGACAUGGAUGGUAGUUUCCUGGGAGCCGUAGGGACAGUCAUUCCCUUUUCUGAGUACCAGUGGAAUGGGGAUCCCCGACAUGGUGUGGGAGACUACCGCAUCCCCAUAGUCAUGCUUACCUACCUCAAUGGAAGCCGUAUUCCUGUGGCUAACAUAGCCCCAAACAAAGGUGUGAUCCGGGACUCAACCUGCACAUUUAUGAGCACCUGGCAGGCCUACAAGUGCUUUGGGAUGAACUACAGGAUGCUGGUGAUCGAAAGUUUGGAUUCAGACACUGAAACCCGACGUCUGUCCCCUGUAGCUGUGCUAGGAGAUGGCUAUGUAGACCUGCUGAAUGGCCCACAGGACCAUGGCUGGUGCGCUGGGUACACAUGUCAAAAAAGACUGUCUCUUUUCCAUACCAUUGUAGCCACAAACAAAUCCUUUGACAUCUAUUUCACUGGUGUGUCCCCGCAAAAACUAAGGCUCAUGAUGCUCAAUGCUGCACCUACUGAGUCUGUCAACUUGGCUAUAUUUUACUCAAAACCUGAGCGUCUGGAUGUCUAUGUGAAUGAUCAGCUGGUUGCACCGAACAACGCUCAGUGGAACACAGACAGAACUGACUACACCUUGCUCAAUCCUACCUAUCCUGGACAAUACGUCCCCACGCUUAAUGGCACGUCUGGCUCCAAUUUCUUUGACCCUGAUUACAAAAUGAUGCAUGUCCUCCUGCGUGGCUCUACUCCUGUCCAGAUCAGCACAUCUCCUUUGCUGUUCAUCUCCUUUAAUCUUCCUGCCAUGACAGAAGAACAGUUUUUUGGGGACCAGCUGGUCAACAAUUUGGCUGUGUUCUUGAAGAUUUCUCCAGGCAUGAUCCGCAUAACCAAGAUUUUGCGGGAGAAUAGCGGGGCACGAAGGCGGAGAAGCGCCACAGGGUUAACAGUACAGGUGGAGAUCAAACAACCUCCCACCAACCAGACAGGCACCAAUAGCACAAGCGACUCAGAUCAGUUCACAGUGUUGAAGAAUGUUGCUAACACUCUGGGUCAGGCUGCUGUAAAUGGCAGUCUGAGUCAGUCCAUUGGCUUCAACGUGUCCACUGUGGGUGUCAUUCUUCCAUCUCCACCACCUAGUGACCCAGCCUGGAGCGAGGUGGCGAGUCAGGUGGUGACACGUGAGGAUCCGCCUGUGCAGACUGUGAGCAGUGUGUCUACUCUAAAGGUGGUGGUGGAGCCAGUGGCAGGGUUUUACCCUGGUCUCCUCAGUGUACAGCCUGGAAUUAUGGCCUUGGACCAGCAGGGUGACUGUGUAUCAGUUGGGGUGACAUCUCUAACGAUUUCAGCCAUGCUUAAAGAUGUUCAGGGAAACGCAGUAGGCGGCUUGUCGGGAAACACAACCAUCCCCUUCCAGGACUGCUGGGCAAAUUACACUGACCUGGCCAUUAAUACCACUGGGAUGAACAUGACACUGGUUUUUACAUUGAAUGAAUGGAAAACACAAUCCAGAUCCUUCACAGUCAACUCUCCAACCACACCAUUUACCACUCGAUCUACCACACAAUCCACUACAGUGAGGACCACCAAAGAAAAUCAUAACAGCAUCUUUGACUCCAGUAUCAUCUUCACAGCACACACUGUGUAUAUAAUAAUGCUACUGAGCGUUCUGCAACUUAUCUACAUUGUGGUUUUAGAGAACUAGUGAAGAAAAUACUAACCUCGUUGAUAAAUGUCUAGAAGACGACUAUUCUUCAGCAAAAUCUCAAGAAAUUUCUCUUUUUUUUUUUUAUUUUCCUACAUUGCUAAAAUACUAAAAUUGCAUCAAUCUCUUGUUGUAUUGCUUUAAUACCAUUCAUGGAUAAUUAUGCUGAAUAUAUGUAACCAAUUAAUGAUUUAUUAAU
This is a messenger RNA of Clarias gariepinus (North African catfish), 12844 nucleotides long. It is a transcript of the gene pkhd1l1.1, whose product is annotated as PKHD1 like 1, tandem duplicate 1. Bases 1 to 12645 code for a protein of 4214 amino acids. NCBI's taxonomy places the organism in Eukaryota, Metazoa, Chordata, Actinopteri, Siluriformes, Clariidae. The transcript has 77 exons. The record is from RefSeq and is a predicted model, not a curated record.